Spirodela intermedia is the source of this 695-nucleotide messenger RNA. Lineage: Eukaryota; Viridiplantae; Streptophyta; Magnoliopsida; Alismatales; Araceae. The record is from the annotation of a GenBank genome assembly.
AUGCAAAAAAAUAAUCACAGGCCACGGAAUAAGUCGCUUCCAUGAGAAGCCACGUCCUUCACUAAUUUUAUUGCCUCGAUACUAUAUCCAGACACAAGCAAAGUUCAAGAAACAAUUCAACCCAUCCAGACAAAAGUUGGAACCUGUUGUGUCGAUCAACCGAGAAAGGAAGGGACUGUAACAGAGAGAGAGAGAGAGAGAGAGCAUACAGAACUCAGGCGGAAAAUUGAGCGCUCCACCAGCAGAGAAACAACAACCAAGAUCGUAAGCACAGUCGCCACAGACCAUGUGGGGGUCAGGGCUAAAGACCGCAGUUCAUGUGAGUCCCCUGUCAUCAGGAAUAGUUUUCCUUCGCACAGAACACCUCCUUUGUACUAGGGAAACGCUAUGUCCUUUAGAGCGCAUCCAUCGUCAAAAUAAAGCCAAAUCAAACUCCAAAAAGUCCGAUUUCCCCUCUCGUCACAUUACUUCUCCGGAGAUUGAGGCUGGAGGACGAAGGAGGAACCUCCACCUCUACACGUGCACAUCAUUUUCUGCAUUCGAUGACCACAAAUGCCAAUGGAGGUUAGAAGAAGAAUAAAACCACCUUAUAGCUGUUACGGUGAAGAAAACAGGGGGAGAAGAGGGUCACUCUUCUUUCUUGUCUGCUUCAGCUUAGUAUUUAUUGGUCCUCUCCCUCGAGAAAAAGGGGUUAA